CUGAAGAAUGCCUCGUCACACAGGAAGUUGUCACGUCGGCUCGCCUGUCUGCCUUUCUGCCUUUCUGCAGCGGAAGUAGGGAGCCCUGCAGACCGGAGUCAGAGUUCAGAGGAACGUGCGUGUGAGCGCGUAACGUUUCCAGGCUCGCGCUGUGUCCCCGAGACGGCGUCAUGUGGAAGCUUCGCGCGGAGUCCAGAGCAGACGUCAUCCGCCUGCUCCCCGGUCAGGACUACGUAGUGGGUCGCAAGAACUGUGACGUCCUUUUGUCCAACGACCAGUCGAUUAGUCGCGUGCACGCGCACCUAACGGUCACCGAGCAGGCGGUCACGGUGAAGGACACCUCCAAGUAUGGCACGUUUGUCAACGACGAGCAGCUGGCGACGGGAUCUACCAGGACGCUGCGUUUUGGAGACAGACUCACGUUUGGCGUCUUCCAGAGCAAGUUUAGGCUGGAGCUGGACUCUGUGGUCGUCUGUUCAUCAUGUGUGGUCGCGGAAGGGAAGGCGUCCCUCUCUCAGGCUGUGCAGGCUGUCGGGGGUCGCCUGGUGAGCACCUGGACGCAGGACUGCACACAUCUCGCCAUGCCUGUCCUGAAGGUCACCAUUAAGACCAUCUGCGCUCUCCUGUCCUGCCGACCCAUCGUGACACCGGAGUUCUUCACCGAGCUCUCCCGUGCCGUUCAGCGGAGGGAUGCGCUUCCGACUCUGGAGAGUUUCAGGCCAGAGAUGGGCGAGCCCAGUUUGACCAAGAAACCCGUGGACCUCCACCCACACAUGGAGAGAAAGACCCUGUUCAGGGACAAAACAUUUGUCUUCCUCAGCACCAAGCAGAUGAAACGUUUAAGUCCGACCAUCAGCUGUGGAGGUGGGAAAUGGGAACGUUUGGAGGAGGGGUCCGUUCCUCUGUCCCUUCUGGAAUCUCCGAGGACUUGUGUCAUCAGUGUGGAAACGGGAUCUUCCCAAGCGCUGCUAACUCUGCCCACCAAGAAGUGGGUGGAGUCUGUGGGCCAGGUCUUACACAGAAGUGGUUUACGCUUCAUCGCUGAAUCUGAGAUUGGAUUGGCAGCCAUCUAUUUUAACAGUCAGACUUACUGCAAUCCCUGUAUCUCUUUGGAUUCUGAAUCUGUUCGAGCUCCACUGAUCCCUGGAGCAUCGAUGUCCCAGAAUGCCACAGUGGAUGAGACUACGCUUCCUGCAGUCUCCCAGAACAUCACAGCCUAUGUAGCCAACACAGAAAUGUCACAGGGCGUCGGCGGGAAGGUCAGAGGGCAUCGGGGGGUAGACGCGGGCGGGGCCGCCGUCAUCGGAGAGACCCCAGAGAGACGGCCCAGACAGGCGUGUGCACUGGGCUCGCCCACCAUCCCAGAAUCCGUGAAUCCACAGCUGUGUUCCAGCGGGAAGGCGGACGCAGGUAUCCCUGGGGGUCGGAGCGCGGGCACCGCACCACGGUCGGCCCCCACCCAGCCAGACAGCGCGACACUUAAAAGAUCCCCCCAGAAACAAUCAUCCCUCACAAGCUACUUCCAGGCUGUCAAUAAAAAAAGGGUGCGUGAGACCGAUACUGACUCCCCAUUGUCCGAGGCCAAGCUCUCCCGCCGAGACAGCGAGGAAGAGGAGGACAGGAAGAUGAAGAGCUCUAACUCUGCUGCGUCUGUGAGCCUGGAUCCCGUCAGUAGGUGUGCGGACCAGAGCCAGCGCGGCAACCCCCAGCGUCCCGAGUUCAGCGCCAGUGUGGGUUUGGGUUCCGGGCUCGGAGAAAACUGCGGGAACGGGGGUUAUCUGAGCCGGAUCUCCGGAGCGAAGAAGAGGAAGGAACCGGAGCUGGGCAAACCGUCUGGCCCAGAGGUGUCUGCAGAUGUGUCCCAUUUGGACGUGUCUCUCGACGAGCUUGAGUCCAUCAUGUCUGUGGACAUGGACGAACCCUUGCAGUCUGCGGCCAAUAAGAAACAGCGUGUGGAUCAGGGUGAGAACGUCGGUGCGCCCAGCAACCAGUGCAGGGCGGAGAAACAGCAAAGCAUGGCCAAUAAGGGCCGGGGCUUGGAGAACAAAGGGCUAAGCGUAACCAAUAGCAGUCAAGACUCUGAAGAGAAGCCACUGGGCUCAGCCAAUAAAAGGCCAGAUUUGGGGCGGGAAGAGUGUAGUUCUGCACACAGGGCUGAGAGACCAGAGUCAGAGGAUGUUAAAGAAGAGGACGUGUCUCUCGUUGUGGCUCCAGAUAGCUUUGUCAGAACCAGAAAAGUGGAAGCAAUCAAGCAAGACCCCACGACCACCAGCUCGGCGACUGGCCCCAAGAACGACCCCGAGCUUCCCACCAAGGUCAUGCAGAUUCAGUUUAAGGUCCUGACAUUGAGUGCCCCCUGCAGACCAAGACCCUACCCGUUACACAGCUGCGGUCCCAACGACAAGAACUUCAAGCGUUUCCGCAAGUUGCCCGUGCCCGGCCUCCACGGAUUACCCAGCAUCAUCGGUGGCUCCGACCUGGUGGCUCACAACCGCAGCAAGAAUGCUGAACUGGAGGAGUGGCUGAGAGAUGCAGCGAAGGAGGAGAAGCAGCAGGAAUAUGAGGAGGCUCUGGGGCUCGACUUGUUCAGGUACAAUCCAAAGCCGACUAAAAGAAGAUGAGGUAAUCGUUCUGGAAACUUCAGUGAUCGGCAUACUCAACAUCAAUUUUUAAAAUAUUUUGCAAGUUCUCAACCAAAAACAUUUAGAGCAGUUGAAACCGAACCCAACCCCACCAAACCCAAAAUAAAUUCUGGAUCAUCAGAGAAAUUGUGUGCAAUGUUGCCAAUAAGUGAGGCCUUAACUAUGUUGUGUGUUCUUGUUAAGAUACGAGCUUGGCAAAAGUUUACAUUUCACACAUCUUUACAGAGUUCCCACUCCCUCUGCUCACAUGGUUCAUCUGUUUUGACUGUUGUAAGUUGUCACUUUUCAAAUGCACCAGUGUUAGGAAAUUCACACCCAAGAGAUGAUGUGGAGGAAACAUCUGAUAAGUUCCAUGAACUGGGUUUGUUUUGUCAGCUUUUCCAAAUAUAAUGUUUUUCGGCUGGAAACUAAAGUUCAGGCUUGAAACACUCUAAUUGAACACUAUA
This is a messenger RNA of Electrophorus electricus (electric eel), 3088 nucleotides long. It is a transcript of the gene nbn, whose product is annotated as nibrin. Lineage: Eukaryota; Metazoa; Chordata; Actinopteri; Gymnotiformes; Gymnotidae. Gene Ontology annotation, cellular component: Mre11 complex; nucleus. Gene Ontology annotation, biological process: telomere maintenance; double-strand break repair via homologous recombination; mitotic G2 DNA damage checkpoint signaling. Gene Ontology annotation, molecular function: damaged DNA binding; protein binding. The record is from RefSeq and is a predicted model, not a curated record.